UCCAUGGCCAGCAGCAGGCACCUCACUGCACUGCCUGCAACAGCCGCCAUCUUGCUUGGGUGCCGAGGGCCCACGCCCUCACCCCUCUGUGUGGUAGUGACUACCUCACAGAGCGUGUCGCAAAGCGGCCAUUGUGACAUAAGCAGCCAGGAGCAGGUUAGGCCAGGCCAAGCUCAGACCGUGGGUCAGUGCGACCUGGUGAGGUGAGGAGAGAGGGCAGGGAGCCAGGGGCUGCCUGGGGCUGCUCAGUGAGGAGGGGUCCCCACGCCCUGGGGGCCUGAGCUGCUAACUCAACUCUCGUCCUGCUUCUCCCUCAGAGUCGGCAGAGGAGAGUGUGCAGGAGAAAGCCCAGCGCUGACUGGGCAGGGACUCCAAGCGCUCAGCGUCGACGUGUACCAUGUCCAAAAGGAAGGAGAAGACCUCCCACUCGGAGGAGCAAGUAUGCAUGCUGUGUCGCCGAGCAGACGUUCACCCGGACAUCUGCGGGCCCACCCUCAGCGAGAGCGGGCUUUGCGUCCACAAGUUUUGCUUGUUUUUUGCCAACGGCCUGUAUGAACACACUGCCCUCCAGAGGGCAGUUCUCAAGUUCCCCCUUGAUGCCAUCAGAUGCACAAUCGAGGAGGCAGAGCAGAAGCACUGCUUCGUUUGUGGAGAGAAGGGGGCCUCCAUCUGCUGCGCAGAGACAGGCUGUGAGCGUAGCUUUCAUCUGCCCUGUGCCACGGAUGGCGAAUGCGUCACGCACUUCUUUGGGAGGCACAGGUCCUUCUGCUGUGAGCACCGCCCUCAGCAGAUAGUGGAGGCAGAUCCAGAGCCUGACACAGCCUGCAUCAUCUGCCUGGAGCCCGUGGGGGACAAAAAGUCCUACCACACCAUGGUGUGCCCAGUGUGCAUACAGGCCUGGUUCCACCGGAGCUGCAUCCAGGGACAGGCCAUGAGCGCUGGCAUUCUGCGCUUCCAAUGUCCCGUCUGCAGAGACAGGAUGCAGUUCCGGAUGCAAAUGCACAUCCUCGGGAUCCAAAUCCCAGCCAGAAGACCAACAUGGGAGGACAAGGAGUCCUAUGAAAAGCUGUACGAGAUGCACGGGCUCUGUGAUGUCAGCGAGUGCCUGUACACAGAAGGCAGGGAGCAAGCAGAGGAAGAGGGGCCCUGGGAGCUGCUCGUUUGCACCUCUUGUGCUGUGCAAGGCACCCACCGGCACUGCUCCUCCUUGAGCGAGAGCAUAACAAGCUGGGAGUGUGACAUCUGUGCUGGCGUGGGCACAGCCUCCAGUGACGAGCCGCAGCUUGCUGGUCCCAGCACUGCCAGCCAGGAGGCCGAGGGACCAUCUCCUAGCUCCCCAGAACCUGGCAACCACAGAUCCGACUCCACCAGCAAGGCAGCAUCGGAGUCACCCUGUGGUUCUCAGCUGCCUAAGCGCAGCAGCCUGUCCAGCCAGCCCAGGACAGGACAGAGCAAGAGCCGCGGACAUACAUCUAAGCAGCACCAAGGACACCAAGGGAGCAGCCCUACACCAGCUCCAGGUGCUGAGAGCAGCCCCCGCGGAUCCACCAGCAAGCGGGAAGUGGGGUCCUCCAGAAAUUGCCCAGCGGCUGAACGCAGAAGGCAAUCCGGGCAGCAGGACACAGGCCGGACAAGAAGCCGCUCUCCGCUGAAGGAUCGUGCCUCCAAUUCCCCGAGCCAGCUCAGAAGAAAUCCUGGCAGCAGACGUAGUGCAGCCUCAGCUACUGUGAGCGGCAGACGUACUGCGGCCUCAGCUACUGUCAGCGGCAGACGUACUCCAGCCCCAGGUGCUGAGAGCAGCACGCACACCUCUGGCAGCCGGAGGGCAUCCAGGAAUUCCCCAGGGGCUGGAAGCAUAAGAUGCCACAAAGAGCAAGGCACAAGCCGGAGACAGAGCCAAUCCUCCCUACAAGGUCCGGCAUCAAAUUCCUCGAGCCAGCCCCGAGGACGCCGUGGCAGCAGGCUUAGUGCUGAGAGCGGCUCCCAGAGCUCUGGCAGACAGGUGACAUCCAGGUCCUCCAGAGAUUCCGCGCUGCCUGAACACAGAAGGCAUUCCCAGAACCAGGAACGAAGCCGUUCCCCGCGGGAUCGUCGGGCUUCCAAUUCCCCAAGACAGUCUGGAGGAAGCCAGAGCCGCAGUCCCAGGCAGCGGCGGCCAUCUCAGGCACGACACCACUCCCAGAACCAGCCCUGAAGACACCGCAGGAGCAGCCAUGUACCACAGCCACGUGACGGCUCCUGUCCCCAGCAGCCAACCCAAUAGACUUGUCACGGACUUCUCUCUAGAUCCGCGUCCGUGACAGGGGGCAGCAGGCCUGGGAAAAAAGACAAAAAAUACAGAGAGACAGAGGGAAGAAAGAAAAGUGUUAACGGAUUACGGGCCGGUCCGGCGCAGCCCCGUGACUGAAGAGGCAACGGACUCGUGGGAUAAUACACUGCAACACAAUACAAUUGGAAUGGAGACCCACACAGCAAACAGAAUGAGGGAGAGAAUGUCCAAAACUGAGGCCUUACUCUGUGGACUGCAGAGGAACCACGUGCUUCUCCGCUGUGAAAGCGAGAGUCCGCGAGAGGGAGAGCGGCUGGUGUCCUGCCAGGAGCUGCACCUUUCUUCCUCUGAGCCCAGAGUCCUGUGGGGAAUGCCGCUCCUCCCCUGCCCUCCGAGAACCAACAUGCCCACAAAAAGCAGUCCGCAGAACCAGCACGUUAGCUCUUUAACUCCCACUGCUUUACAUGAUGUCAUGAUGCGGAACAGCGACAACCAAAAGCACAAAACCACCACCAAAAUUAAAACCAACA
Gallus gallus (chicken) is the source of this 2799-nucleotide messenger RNA. RefSeq names its product G2/M phase-specific E3 ubiquitin-protein ligase-like. The coding region runs from base 398 to 2194 and encodes 598 amino acids. The record is from RefSeq and is a predicted model, not a curated record. Lineage: Eukaryota; Metazoa; Chordata; Aves; Galliformes; Phasianidae. Gene Ontology annotation, cellular component: nucleus. The transcript has 9 exons.